Messenger RNA from Gavialis gangeticus (Gharial), 1918 nucleotides. RefSeq names its product neurexophilin 4 (gene NXPH4). The transcript has a single exon. Lineage: Eukaryota; Metazoa; Chordata; Crocodylia; Gavialidae. The record is from RefSeq and is a predicted model, not a curated record. The annotation marks the transcript as partial. Gene Ontology annotation, molecular function: signaling receptor binding.
CCCUUGCAGGUGCCCGGCGUGGCUGCGCAGCCCCCCAAGACACUGGGCUACGUGGAGCUCGGCCCCUCAGGGCUGCUCAAGCCAGGCCCCUAUGGCGCCUUCAAGCCGGCCGGGCGUCUCUUCACGGGCGCUGAGCCCAAGGCUGAGCCUCCUGCCGGCCCCUGGGCCUGGCCAUGGCCCCAGAACCGGACGGGCACGGAGGGGGGUGGUCCAGCGCGGCGCAAAGCUGGGCGCGCCCGCAAGCUCUUCGGCUGGGGCGACUUCUAUGUGAACAUCCGCACGCUCAAGUUCAGCCUCCUGGUGACGGGCAAGAUUGUGGACCACGUCAACGGCACCUUCAGCGUCUACUUCCGCCACAACUCGUCCAGCCUGGGCAACGUCUCGGUCAGCAUCGUGCCGCCCUCCAAGGUGGUGGAGUUCGACCUGGUGCUGCCGCGGCCCCUGGUGCCCAUGCCCGCCCCGGUGCCGGCGCAGUCCACGCUGCCCAAGGCCUUCAACUGCCACGUGGAGUACGAGCAGACCAAGCGUGCCCGCAAGCCGCGGCCCUGCCUGUAUGACCCGGCGCAGGCGUGCUUCACAGAGCACACGCAGAGCCACGCUGCCUGGCUCUGCGCCAAGCCCUUCAAAGUCAUCUGUGUCUUCGUCUCCUUCCUCAGUCUCGACUACAAGCUGGUGCAGAAGGUUUGCCCCGACUACAACUUCCAGAGUGACCGUCCCUAUUUUGGCUGAACCCCCCCGCUCCCCCCUCCCCUCAGCCCCGGGGGCAGAGCGGAACGGACGUGAGCUCCCCGUGGGCACCCGGAGCUUUGCAUGGCACCGCGUGGGGCAGGAACGGGGCUGCCAGGGCAGCCCCACCAUGUGCCCGCCUGGGGCGGGGCUGCACCCUGGACUACAGACCGGGCCAGGAGCGGGGAGACACCCAUGGACCAGCUUAACACCCCACAGCCUGAGCACCGCAGGGGGCCGGACAGAUGGACAGUGCUACUCCAUUCAGCCCCCGCCCUCACAGGCACCAUGCGGGGAUGGACGGAUGGACGGAUGCUGCGGGGGGUGGGGGCUGAGAGGGACAGGGGGUGGGACUGCAGUCGUGGCGUGGAGGUGACACAUGUGGGGUAUGCGUGUGUACAUUGGUGUGUGUCGGUGUGUGAAGGGACUAUUCAAGCCAGGGGCUGCACUGGGAGAUCCUUGCCAGGUUGGGAGGUGGCCCUGCUGCCUGCCAGGCCCCGGUGGGGCAGGGGGCUGUACUGCCCAAGCCCCCCCCCGUCCUGCCAGCUCCAGACAGGAGGGGGCCACCACGUGUGUGUGCACACACGUGUUGGCACAGGCUGGACGUGUGUGUACAUGCGUGGCCAGGAAUGGGGGUUGUGUGCAUGCAUGAGUGUAUGUGCAUGUAUGUGUGUAGGACCACCCCAGGCUGUGCACACACAUGGAGCCGCACGCGCCUGUAUCUGGGUAUCCCCAUGUGCAGCUCUGUGGGCUAUAGGACCUGGCCUUCUCCUUGCCCCUUCCUGGGGACCCCGCUACACCCGCCGGCCCUGGGGGUCCAUGCAGACCCCCCAGCGGGCAGUGCCCCCUGCCCAGGCCCUGUGUGUCCCCCGGCCUGCAGCUCCCCCACCCCUCAGGCUCCCAGGCCUGGUGCAGCCCGCCCCCCCUCCAUCCCCGUAGGAUGUGUGUAUGUGCGUGUGCGUAAGUGAAGAAGCAGCGUGUCACGGACGGGGGGCUGUGCCUGGGCACGCAGGUGGGUGCUACCCCCCAGAUGCCAUCUGCUCCCGGUGCCCUGCCCCAGGCUGUGCUGGAGGGUGUGGGGAGCCCCCAGCCCCUCCCCAGGAGGCACCGGGCAGAGACUUCUUCAUAUUUUUAUAACAAAAAUGUGGGAAAGAAAAGAUGGAAAAGAAACUCAAUAAAAAGGACUGGUGGA